This is a messenger RNA of Austrofundulus limnaeus, 3021 nucleotides long. RefSeq names its product dihydrouridine synthase 2 (gene dus2). Lineage: Eukaryota; Metazoa; Chordata; Actinopteri; Cyprinodontiformes; Rivulidae. Gene Ontology annotation, molecular function: flavin adenine dinucleotide binding; tRNA dihydrouridine synthase activity; tRNA binding. The record is from RefSeq and is a predicted model, not a curated record. Gene Ontology annotation, biological process: tRNA dihydrouridine synthesis. Gene Ontology annotation, cellular component: cytoplasm.
GCAGGCCAACCGUACGCGUGACGUCAUACCGCAAGCCAAAGUUUGGUACCACGCUUGGUUUGGUGUUGUGUUGGUAUCCAGCUGCUAUACACAGGAAUAUAAAUGUGAUGGACUGAGCAGAGAUGAUGGCAGCAAACAGACUGAGUUUUAAAAACAUUACGGCCCUGGCCCCGAUGGUCCGGGUGGGGACUCUGCCCAUGAGGCUUCUGGCUCUUGACUAUGGAGCUGAUGUGGUUUAUUGUGAGGAGCUGAUUGAUAUCAAAAUGGCCCAGUGUCAGAGAGUGGAGAACGAGGUGUUGGAGACAAUAGACUUUGUAGCUCCAGAUGAUCGCGUGAUUUUCAGAACCUGUGAGAAGGAGAAGGGCAGAGUGGUCUUCCAGAUGGGAACUGCUGACCCUAACAGAGCGCUGAUGGUGGCCCGUCUUGUGGAGAAGGAUGUGGCAGCCGUCGAUGUAAACAUGGGCUGUCCAAAGGAAUACUCCACUAAGGGAGGGAUGGGAGCUGCUCUUCUAUCAGAUCCAGACAAGAUUGAAGCUAUCCUUAAGAAGCUUGUGACAGGUGUUUCUAUUCCAGUUACAUGUAAAAUACGAAUUCUGCCUUCGCUGAAGGAAACAGUCAGUCUGGUCCAGAUGAUCGAGAAGACUGGUGUUGCUGCUAUCGCUGUUCAUGGCAGUGGAGGUUCUUUGGAUCUGGUCAAAACCAACAGUGACAUCGAAAACUUCAGAAGGGCAGCAGGAGCCUCAUCGGUCAUGUUGGCUCGAGCCGCCAUGUGGAACGCAUCAGUGUUCAGCAGCAACGGACCAGUUCUUUUGGAGCAGGUCAUGGAGGAAUACUUAAAAUAUGCUAUUCGAUAUGAUAACCACGCCUUCAACACCAAAUACUGCCUGUGUCAGAUGCUGAGAGAUAAGGUGGAAUCUCCUCUAGGAAAGCAGGUGCAGGCGGCUCAGACCAACGCUGAUAUCAGUGAGGCGUACGGCCUGCAGGAGUUUUACCAGCAGACUCGGGACCGGCUGCAAGCCCGGAGGGACACCAUGCAGAAGAGCAGUCAGCCCAACAGACCCGUUCUGGAUGGAGAUGUCAUCACCAUGGCUGUCAGGUUUCAAAGGAGGGAAUAUCCACCUCAGAUAACACCAAAAAUGUUCCUGCUGGAGUGGAGCCGCAAAGAAAAGCUGGAGCAGCCGCAUUAUGAAACAGUGGAGCGUUCUCAGGACCGAGCUUUUCAGUCCACAGUGACCGUAGCAAAGAAGAAAUACAGAUCGUCUCUUUGGGAAAAGUCCAAAAAAUUUGCAGAACAAGCGUCUGCCAUCGUCUGCCUACGAGUUUUAGGAAUCCCAGAGGGUCGCAUCGGUGAGGAGGAUUCUGGUCUGGUUUGCAAGAGGAAGAGGGAGGAAAGGCCAGAGGGGCAGAGCAAGAAGCUGCAUGUGCAGGAAGUGGAAACCUCAGAACCCGCCGAGGGGACGAACAGUGAACGCCAACACGGUACCACACCUCGAGCUCGGAUGAAGGAGUUUGAGACGGAGGAUUAAUCAACCACACUUCCAGUUGAUGUUGACGGUUUUGGGACUGAAUGUUAUCUUCUUGAGCAUCUUCCAAAGUGAACUCUAAAUUCAGACUGAAAGAACAGCUGCUGAUGUCUGGAGCUGAUUGAUCCGAUUCUUUCAGCUCAGACAGAUGAUCCUAACGUUGCUUCUGUUUUUGGUUUAAUCAGGACGUAGUUUGUAUUUGAAGCAGGUCAGGUCUGGGUCUUACCGAGUCUCACCUGGUCCUCAGUUUGGUUUCCUAAAACAGUUAAGAUUUGGACUCUCAAACUCAGUUUCAUUCUUCCUUAUGUUUCUGUAAGUUUUUUUAAAGGUUAUUUUGAUAAAGGUAUUUUGACUUGUAUACAUGAUUCUGUGCAAAAUUCCUGAUCCAGUCCUCAUUUCUUCCUGGGUUUUCUUUCAAGCAGUCAGACUUUCUGUAAUCUUGGUGGUUGGGAUCAGCAGUUCUGACUUUCUGAAGGUCUAUUGCAGCUUUUUCUCAGAUAUUCAGUUCUCAGACCUGAAUAUUUGGAGCUUAUUUGUUUUUUCAGCCUCUUACAGGGUUUCUGUUUCUUCUGGGUCACAGAAAGUUUUAAGCUGAAUCAUUUUUAUUUUAGGCCUUGCAAACAUAAAUACAUCAAGAUUUUUUACUUUAGGUCUUAAAUGUGUACCUUUGUUUAUUUUUCAGUUUAUUUAUUGUUUAAUGCGCUCACUGUUCCUUCUCGAGGUCUGUAGUUCUGUGAGGAAUUAAAAUGUUUUUACCCUAAAACUGAACCAAAGCUUCCAUCAUGCAGCAGUCCUGUCGGAGGGAGUAUGACAAACAUUCUGCCUUCCUCAAAAAAUCUGUUUUUUAUUUAUUAAAUUUUUUUAUGAUUUGGGUUGAAUCUGAAUGAAUCAAUUCUGUUACUUUAAAAUACAUUUUACAAUGACUCAUUUUUUAUGAUUCUUGUAGAUCUUAAAUUUGAAUCAGUAGUAUUUAAAAAGUUCUGAAUUUACUGACUGAAACUUACAGAAACACUGCACUUAACUCUGACUUAUCAGUAUAGAAUAAAUCUUAAAUGUUUUUGCUUGGAGAAAACCCUUUUCUUGACUAUCUUGGUUAUUUUUUAGUGUUUUUCAUAUAUUCACAAACAGAAAAGUGAACAGAUUGUGUUUCUGUGACAGGCUGCUGGAAAUGACAAGUCCAAUGGUUUAUUAUAAAUUUUAAGUUCUUUGUCUCUGGUUCAUCCCACGAGUACAGAGGUAAAAACCCUGCUCUGAAAAUGGAGAAAAAGAAAAGCUGAAGGUCCAUCAAACUUGAUCUGGUGUUUGUGAAAUCUUACAGGUAAAUCUGUCUGCUUGGAAGAAAGAAAUUAGGUCAGAGAUGAAUGAAUCCAAGCUUGCACAGUUGUGUAAAUCACCUCUGUUGAAGAUUUUUGCACAGUUCUGUCCGUUAUUUGAGCUGUUGAUGACCUGCCUGAUGAUUGUUUCAAAAUGAAACCAUUAAAACCUGAACAACCUCUGA